Messenger RNA from Cynocephalus volans (Philippine flying lemur), 1107 nucleotides. It is a transcript of the gene TNFSF13, whose product is annotated as TNF superfamily member 13. Gene Ontology annotation, molecular function: receptor ligand activity; tumor necrosis factor receptor binding. Bases 1 to 753 code for a protein of 250 amino acids. The record is from RefSeq and is a predicted model, not a curated record. The transcript has 6 exons. Gene Ontology annotation, cellular component: membrane. Lineage: Eukaryota; Metazoa; Chordata; Mammalia; Dermoptera; Cynocephalidae. Gene Ontology annotation, biological process: positive regulation of isotype switching to IgA isotypes; immune response.
AUGCCAGCCUCAUCUCCUUUCUUACUAGCCCCCAAAGGGCCCCCGGGCGACAUGGGGGCCCCUGUCCGAGAGCCGGCACUCUCAGUUGCUCUCUGGUUGAGUUGGGGGGCGGCUCUGGGGGCUGUGGCUUGUGCCAUGGCUCUGCUGACCCAACACGCAGAGCUGCAAAGCCUAAGGAGAGAGGUGAGCCGGCUACAGAGGACUGGAGGGCCCUCCCAGAAGGGGGAAGAGUAUCCCUGGCUGAGCCUCCAGGAGCAGAACUCUGACGCCCUGGAAGCCUGGGAGGAUGGGGAGAGGUCCCGGAGAAGGAGAGCAGUGCUCACCCAGAAACAGAAGAAGAGGCACUCAGUUCUGCACCUUGUUCCCAUUAACAUCACCUCCAAGGAGGAUUCUGACGUGACAGAGGUGAUGUGGCAACCAGCUCUUAAGCGUGGGAGAGGCCUGGAGGCUCAAGGCUACGUUGUCCGUGUCUGGGAUGCUGGAGUUUAUCUGCUGUAUAGCCAGGUCCUGUUUCAUGAUGCGACUUUCACCAUGGGUCAGGUGGUGUCUCGGGAAGGCCAGGGAAGGCAGGAGACUCUAUUCCGAUGUAUAAGAAGUAUGCCUUCCAACCCGGACCGGGCCUACAAUAGCUGCUACAGUGCAGGUGUCUUCCAUUUACACCAAGGGGAUAUUCUGAGUGUCAUAAUUCCCCGGGCAAGGGCAAAACUUAGCCUCUCUCCACAUGGAACCUUCCUGGGGUUUGUGAAACUGUGAUUGUGUUAUAAAAGGUGGUUACGAGCUUGGAACACCAGGGUGCGUACAUAUUGGAGACAGCCAAAAGCGUCUAGACAAAGGACAGGCAAUGGGCAAGAAUAGAGGCCUCUUCCUGUGUUGGACUUCAUGACCCUCUGUUCCUCCCUUUUCCCUUCCCACCCCCAAGUUUUGAUUUCAUAGACAACUUGCUUUUAUCCCCCAUCCAGCCCCAAAUUCGUGUGCGCGCGCGUGUGUAAGCGCGGGUGGGGGUGGGGUGCCAGGCACCGUCCAGGCCGGCUUCGGGUCGUCCACUGGAAUGCAUCCAGAACAGCAGCACCAUCUAGCGGUAGUUUGAGGGACCCAUCGUAGGGAAAA